Molecule: messenger RNA, 2421 nt
Organism: Linum trigynum
Lineage: Eukaryota; Viridiplantae; Streptophyta; Magnoliopsida; Malpighiales; Linaceae
Source: the annotation of a GenBank genome assembly
CAACACACUAGAAAAAUGUGGUGUCUAAGAAGCACAUGAGAAAACUAAAGCAAUGAACAAAAACAUGAGAAGACUAAACAACCCAUAAGCAUACUACAAAAACUUGGUAUGAGUUGUCAAAUAGUGAGGAUAGCUAUAUUUAACAUUGGUAGUUGAGGGUGUUAUAGUACUUAAUGAGAAAGUCUAAUUAAGAGAGAUAAAAAUACACACGAGCUUAUAUUUCAAUACUAAUCAGUGCCAAAUUUCAAGGCUAAUGGUGGACUAUGCUCUGGUCAUUUUUCUAUGUUAGAGCAAUUGGUACUCACUAAGGACCCGCUUUAUACAUUGGAGUCGGUCCACAUUUAUGUAAUUUGUACCCGAUCCAUGUACUAAUUUGUCAAUUGCAAUAUACUCUCCUUGGGCCAUGAAACGAAAAAAAUAUAAAAUUAAAAGAAUUAAAGAAAGACCUUGGAGAAGGACCUCCGUUAAAACCCCGCAAAAGAAAGAAAGAACUCGUCUUGGGUUUUUUUCCCCUUUCAUAUUCCACUUUCUUCUCUCCCUCCCAACUCCCAACCAGCCGAAACCCCGCCGUUCCCUUCUCCACAAGGUCAAAACCCCCGAUGACCAACUACGGCACAAUCCCCACCUCCUCCGCCGCCACCGGCGGCGGCAGCUCCUCCUCGCCGUUCUCCAACCUCGCCUACAUCUCCCGCGCCGCCAAGGACCGGAUCCGAGACGGCCUCGGCACCCUCCGCCCCUGGAAAUCCAUGCUCGACUUCCGCAGCCUCGGCCUCCCCGGAACCCUAGCCGACGCAAUCGCACGAUUGAAGACGAAUUCGGCCUACUUCCGGAUGAACUACGCCGUAAUUGUCCUGGGGAUCCUGUUCCUCAGCCUCCUCUGGCACCCGAUCUCGCUCAUCGUCUUCAUCGCCGCCAUGGCCGGCUGGCUGUUCCUCUACUUCCUCCGCGACGAGCCGCUGGUGGUGUUCGGGCGGCUGAUCGGCGACCAGGCCGUGCUGGUCGGGCUCUCGGUGCUGACGGUGGCUCUGCUGCUCCUCACCGAUGUUCUGUGGAACACCGUUGGGUCGCUUCUGGUCGGGGCGGUGGUGGUCGUGGCUCACGGGGUGGUGAGGAAGACCGAGGAUUUGUUCCUCGAUGAGGAGGAGACCGCCGGGUUCCUGGCCGGCGGUGGCGGUGGCGGCGGUCGGUCUUCUUCUUGAAAUUUGUGAGGGUUUUUUUUGGAUCGUAAGGAGUAUGGGAUCUGGCUUUGUCGCUUGGGGGUUAAAUUUUUUUUUUUUUUGUGUAUUUUAUUACAUUGUAUGUUGUUGGGUUAUUGUUAAUUAUUAUUUGGGCGAUGAUAUCUAUAAUUGAAUUAGUGGGUGGGGGAGGAUUUCUUGUGAAUUUGUCUGUCCAUUUUGCAUUUCUUUUUUUGGUGUCGUUUUCGCCUUGUGGGAACUAACUAGACGGCAAGUUUUCCACUUCAAUUUUUGCUUUAUGGUCCAUUAAUUUUCAGUUUUUCAUUUUGAUCGAUACCGUUGACUCAAAUGACAAUCCAAUUUUCCCAUAAAACAAUGGCAAUCCAAUUUAUUGAAGGAUGUUUUGACUAUUGAUGAUACAUGGAAACUAGAGGUGUAGAUGACAAUCCCAGUGAUAAAUGGUUAUGUUGUUAACUGUUUAGACUAACUCCAAUCCAAAAGGUUUUAUUUAGUCUCUCAAACUCUCAAAUGUGCAUUUUUUACCUUCUAAAAAUAUUUUUUGCUCCAAUCCUAAACCUUCUAAAUUUGCCUUCCCAACUCAUAACCAACCAAUCAAAAAUUAAGAAAGUAAAAAAAAAAUGCUGGAAAGUGGAGGGCCCCAGCGUGUGCGCUUGGGUUCCAUGGUUGGUCCCCCACCUUCUCCUUGCAUUUUUCCAUAUUAGUUUCUAUCUAUCCACCCCCAAGCCCACUUCUCCAAAUUUGCAAGCCAAAUAAUUGGUGGGUUGGAGAUGAAAAAAAGCCAAAAACCUCCCUUUCUCCAAAUUUGCAUGCUUGGGUUGGAGACAGUCUUAAUCACUAAUCGCAAAUCAAACUUCCACCCCUAAUUAACGGUGCCGUAACCCGCAAACCGUACACUUUGUGGAUACCUAUACCCACAAUUUAUGGAUAGUGGGUUCACUAGGUUGGGUGUGGGUAGCAAAAUAUUGAUUUUUGUGGUUAGUGGUUAACUACUACACACAACGGUUUACCCACAAAACCCACAUUCACCACAUUAGUUAUAUUUAUUUCUUUCAAAUACUUUGUAACCCACAUUAACCACAUUAGUUAUAUUAGUUUGUGAAACUUGGAAGACUAAGAAUUCAAAUAGCUACCAAAAUCAAAUACACUCUUAUUCUAUAAAACAAAACCAAGUCAAUACGCAAUGUUCAUGUGAGAUACUUUUAUCAAAUAAGCAUUGUCCGUGUGG